Messenger RNA from Sparassis crispa, 1494 nucleotides. RefSeq lists its product with no specific name. The transcript is spliced from 6 exons. Bases 1 to 1494 code for a protein of 497 amino acids. Lineage: Eukaryota; Fungi; Basidiomycota; Agaricomycetes; Polyporales; Sparassidaceae. The record is from RefSeq and is a predicted model, not a curated record.
AUGGUGCACUAUCUCCCAUUCCUUUACACCGCUUCCGCCAUCCUAUCCUCACUAUCAAGCGCAUCUUCCACGGCGAUAGACGGAUUCAUGAAGCACAGGCGACACGUCGCGAGAAACAACUUCUUGUUCUCGAGGGACGAGACGUUGUAUACUAGAAGUGAUUGUGAACCGGCGGAUCCUCAGAACACCGUCACUGACCGUCUGCAAGCCCUGCUCAAUAACUCAGGCCCUGGAUACACCUUACCUCUGUGUCCGAGCACCCAGUACUACCUCCAGGCUACACUCAACUUCUCUGCCCCCAACCAGGAAAUCAGCACGGCCGGCUAUCCCACUGGAGAUGAGCGCGCCACUCUUGUGGUUGUCGGACCAGUGGGAAAUGGCGCAGGUAUGACCACCGCUGUGAAUGGGGCUUGUCAAAACUGCGACGGUAUUGUGCUACGCAACGUUCAGAUCAAUGGAACACGUCUUGGUGGACCAGAACUAAGCGGCGGAGCGAAUAUUGAAAUGGGUGGCGGAAAUUCGAAUCAGCUUAUUGAAUACGUCCACUCGUUUGACCCCCGAGGAUGGUCUUGUCUGCACAUCGCAGAAGGACCGUUCUCUUGCAACAAUGUCACCGUCCAGAACAAUGACAUCGGACCCUGCGGCAACGAUGCUUUCCAACAGUGGGCCGACGGAAUCAGUGUAAGUUGCAUGAACAGUUUGGUACGCAACAACAUGGUCAACAAUCCUACUGAUGGUGGGAUUGUGAUCUUUGGUUCACCGGGAACGUUGGUCGAGAAUAACACCAUAUGGGUGGAGACUAAUACUCUACUGGGAGGUAUCAACAUGGUCGACUACGAUCCGUGGCAGGGGAACUUCACCAAUACCAUUGUACGGAACAAUACCAUCAAAGGUGGAUUUGCUACAAGUACCGCUGUUGCCGGGGAGGCAGACGGUAGUAAUAACUACGACGUGAUUAUUAAGAUCGGCAUUGCCAUUGGCCCGCGCACCUGGUUCGGUAAUGAGUAUUACAACAACGUGAGUUCGUCUGGGACGGUCCUCAAUAACCAGCUCGAAGGCGCGUUCGGGUACGCCAUGGCGAUAUCGUCUGCAAGGAACUUUACGGUGGAGGGAAACAAACUAGUUGGGAACACUUCUUUCAUCGGCGCGCGUGGACCCAAUUGUACGUCCAAUGACGUGGUGCCGACCCCCGCGCCGUUCGUCGUCGACCAGAGCACGGUGACGAUGUCGACGGAGCAGACGGAUUUCCAGAACAUCAGCGAUGGCGACAGUCUCACGUGCAUCCUUCCACCAGAUGGUGGCGACUACUGGCCGUUUGGUGGAAAUCCCAGUUCCACUCAGUCGUCACGGUCGUCCAAGGGUUUGUCUGGUGGCGCCAAGGCCGGCAUUGCGAUUGGCGUCAUUGUUGGCGUUGUCACUCUCGCUGUCCUCACAUAUCUCAUCCGUCGCUGGGCUCUCCGGCGUGCAUCCGCUAGAUCUGUGAGGACAUGGUGA